CAACGAACUCCACAGCCUUUGGUUUAGCCAGUCCCGCCCCGAGACUCCGAGAGCGGUAUCGCGGAUUCGCGGGACCUGUGUGCCGUCGUCCCGCCCACACCGGGAACCCGGACCACAGUUCGUUUCCCGUGCUCGUCCAUAUAUACAUACCCAUCCUUCCGCUUCCGAGAACUCAUCCCACUCACCUCGAUCUCUUCCUUUCGACACCAAAAGCAGCAAAUCACUCGCUCGCUCACUCUGAAACUACUGCUAGCUCAACCGAAACGACACUUACCAAUACCAUGGCGGCAUCCCUCUCCUGCGCAUUCUUCUUCGACGCCGAGCCGCUCGGCGAGCCCGGCAUGCCCGCGCUGGACGCGUGCGCGCUCUGCGGCAAGCGGCUGCGCCGCGACUGCGACAUCUUCAUGUACAGAGGGGACACGCCCUUCUGCACCGAGGAGUGCCGGGACGAGCAGAUGCAGCUGGACGCCGUCUGCGCCAGGCAGGCGGCCAGGGCGGCCACCCGGAGGCAGCAGGUGUACUCCUCCGGGACAGAGUCGCCCCGCGGGCACCGAGAGACCAGGAAGGUGUCGGUCGCGAGCUGACUGACCGGCCGGAGCGCGUGGAUGAGAAGAUCUGAAGAACAAUCCAGUUCUGAGGUCUGAGGAGUUCGAUGUUCUCCGUCGUCGAUCUAGCCAGAGCUGCACAAGAGUCCGAACGAUCGGAUGAACCGCGACGCCGCCGCCUGCCCGAGGCAUGGCGGCAUCAGGUGCCCGGAGGAGAUGAUGUGUCCCUCGCUAGCUAAUUUGUAGUUGUUCUUCCGGUCGGUGCUGUACCGUGCCGUGAUGAUCAACUGAUUUGGUCAGAAAUGAAAUACGGAAGGCCAUGGAUUAAUUUGAGCCAUUUGUGCACCUUCCGUUUCAAUUGUAAAAAGCGGUAUUCAUAAGAUGGACGUGCCCAAAUUUUUAUCU
This is a messenger RNA of Brachypodium distachyon (stiff brome), 950 nucleotides long. RefSeq lists its product as uncharacterized. Bases 282 to 584 code for a protein of 100 amino acids. NCBI's taxonomy places the organism in Eukaryota, Viridiplantae, Streptophyta, Magnoliopsida, Poales, Poaceae. The record is from RefSeq and is a predicted model, not a curated record. The transcript has a single exon.